UGAUGAGAAGACACAAUAGGGGAGAGGGUGGUUUGGUUUAUUGUCAAAUGAAGAAGGCUCACGAGACACGCAUGGGCUCACCCACAUCCUAUCCCUCCAUCUCUCUCAGCUGCUGACUCACACAUGUCCGUCGCCGGAAAAACUAGCUGCCACCUCAACGCCUCCGGCGAACGCCCUUCUCAGAAUCUCACCCGACGACGUUCCCUUUCUCAAUUCCCCAUCUGGGUAUCCCUGUUUCCCCCAAAGUUCUCUUUUUUUUCGUGAUUCAGAAGAACUGGUCAGUGAUACCCUUUUCUUAGAACAAUGAGAGCAGGGAAAGGGAAUCAGGAAGAGGAUGAGUACGACGAAGAAGACUUUGGUUCUUCCAAGAAACAAGGCACUUCCUCUGCCCCCAACACCAACAAAGCAGAUGGAAAAGCCAUUGAUAAGGCUAGUGCGAUAAGAUCGAAACAUUCUGUGACCGAGCAGCGGAGAAGGAGCAAGAUAAACGAGAGAUUCCAGAUAUUGAGGGAUCUCAUACCUCACAGUGAUCAGAAGAGGGACACAGCGUCAUUUUUGUUAGAGGUGAUCGAGUAUGUUCAGUACUUGCAGGAGAAAGUACAAAAGUAUGAAGGUUCAUAUCCAGGUUGGGGUCAAGAGCCCUCGAAGUUGAUGCCAUGGAGAAAUAGUCAUUGGCGUGUCCAAAGCUUCGCCGGUCAACCUACGGCUGUAAAGAAUGGUUUGGGUACUGUUUCACCUUUUCCUGGAAAGUUUGAUGAAAGCAGUGUUAGUAUCUCUCCAACUAUGCUUAGUGGCACACAGAACACGAUAGAUCCUGAUCAGAGCAGGGAUAUUGUCAACAAGACAGCAGAGAGGCAACCUGAUUUAGUGAGCAAGGGAAUACCUCUUCCUUUGCCUAUGCAUGCAAACAUGUCCGUUCCUGUCAGAAGUGAUGGUGUACUUGCACAUCCUCUUCAGGGAACUGUCUCUGAUGCACAAUCAACUGAAUGCCCAACAACUAGUGAACCACAGAAUCAGCAGGAUGAACUCACGGUUGAAGGAGGGACAAUUAGUAUCUCAAGUGUAUACUCCCAAGGGUUAUUGAACAAUCUAACUCAGGCAUUACAAAGUGCUGGUUUAGAUCUGUCACAAGCUAGUAUCUCAGUUCAGAUUAAUCUUGGGAAACGAGCAAACAGUGGAUUGAGCUGUGGGACCUCUUCUCCCAAGAAUCAUGACAACCCUCCUUCAAAUAAUCAAACAAUUGCACAUUUUAGAGAUGCAGGCAGUGGAGAAGACUCGGAUCAAACACAAAAACGAAUGAAAACAUACAAGUGAUGUAGCAUUUUCAUGAGCAUCCACUUACAUCCCGAUUUCUUGCUUGUUCCUGGCAUAGCACAUUCCUUGUGGCUACUGUACAUCCUUCCCCAUAUGUUUGACUUUUUAAUGGUUACUUUAGAACCAUAUAAAACUUGAAAACGACCAUUUGUGGAGAUAUUGAAAGCUUCUAUUGUAGUGGGGCAUGCCAUCUAUUAUAGCUGUAUGAUACAUAUUAUAUCAUAGCAAUUCAGUAUUAUUGAGCUUUUGUUUGAAAAUUUUAUGAUAUAUAUAUGUACACGUUUAUUUUGAAUGCA
Vigna unguiculata (cowpea) is the source of this 1610-nucleotide messenger RNA. It is a transcript of the gene BIM2, whose product is annotated as BES1-interacting Myc-like protein 2. Gene Ontology annotation, biological process: DNA-templated transcription. The record is from RefSeq and is a predicted model, not a curated record. Lineage: Eukaryota; Viridiplantae; Streptophyta; Magnoliopsida; Fabales; Fabaceae. Gene Ontology annotation, molecular function: protein dimerization activity; DNA-binding transcription factor activity.